AUGACGACGGCAACAAGUCCGAUUAUUCGUGAGAAACCAUUGAUUAACUUGAAGUCUAUUUGCAAAAAUGCAUCAUUGAAAUCGACAUCGCAAUCCGUUCUACCAAAUUAUCCAUUAGUGCGAAAACGUCAUACGAAAAAACGCGUACGGUUUGAACUGAAAUUAGAAUCGGUACAAGAAGAAACAUCAUCAAUAGUAAACAAAGAGAGUCCGAUCGCCGAACCAACGACUCGAUUUGUAAAUUCCUGGCAUGACAAUAAACUACUACGCAAUGCUUAUAUCAAAGCAUUAGACAAAGCGAAUACACCAAAACGUAUUCUAUCCGAAGCCAAACGACCGUCUCGACCUUCGUUAUCGCCUCUUCCCGAUGAAGGCAAUCCGCUCUACUCACGAUCAUUUGUUGUCGAUCUGUCCUCGACAACAACAUCGUCGUUUUAUCUGCCCAAUAUCUCUCAACGGCGAGCUUUGACGCCAAAGAAAUUCCUGAGUGUCGAACGACAGCAUUCGGCGACAUUUUUCGAUUCGUCUCUCAAACAACGCCUACAUUCAGCCACUUCACCGCGAAGAUCGGUGAAUCCAAUCGGAGAUAGAAAAUUCUUCUCUCCGAUUGUCAAACGAAUCGAUUUAGCAUUACCUUCAAUAAAAGAUUUAAAUCCCAACGAAAGACUCAUUCGAAUUGACAAUUGUUCUCAAUUGAAACUGAUCCACGACUCAACACAAGCAAAAAAACACCCUUAG
This is a messenger RNA of Adineta ricciae, 738 nucleotides long. The record is from the annotation of a GenBank genome assembly. Lineage: Eukaryota; Metazoa; Rotifera; Eurotatoria; Adinetida; Adinetidae.